AUUUUGUGUCAAUCAUGUAAUUAAGUGAGGUGUAGUUUAGGGGCUAAAUAACAAGCAUUGAAUGUUGGAGGCUAAAGCUCUCAGUGACAGCAAGUUGGAGGGGCACAGGGGGUUAAACCAAACUGGGAGUAACUUGGCUUUGCCGGUGCCGGUUGAAAACUUAAAACUGGCCCCUACGUGGCAGCUUGAGAGAUUGCGUGUGUUAGAGCGAGUGAAAAACUCGGGGGCGCGUAGCAUUCGUCGCAAAACGGAACGUUUAAGUCGCGUUCGGAACGUGGUAGGUGCGUACAGCGAAGUAAAUAUUGCUUCAGAGUCGUCCGUCUUUUUCUCUCUCUUGCUAAUUCCUUCUGCUCCUGUAUUCUCUGUUUUCCUUGUUUGUAUGGCCGCUAAUUGGAAGAGUGGUGGAGGGAUCGCCAAGCGACUUUGUCAACACAUCUCCACCCGCGAUCCUAUUCCUAUUCCCUUCAUUACCAGGAGAACUGCCCACGCAUCCACAUAUGACAAGAACCUGGAUGAUCAAGUACGUCCGACUGUAGUCCCUGAUGAAGUAAUCCAGCCCCAGUCAGAAAAGUAUUGGGCCCCGCACCCCCAAACUGGCGUGUUUGGACCGGCAACCGAGCAAAAUACUUGUGUUGGUGUCGAACGUGGCAUUCAUUUCCCACCUGCCAAAGGUGAGGACUCAGUGCUAGAGGAGAAGGCCUGGUUCCGCCCAACAAGCCUUGAGGACUUGGAGAAGCCACAUCAUCCCUGAAGACUGCUGUUGAGCUGCCAUAUGUAAGCAUAUAUAGGUGUGCUUAAUCUUACUGUACUAUUAAGCUCAGUGGAAUAAACCUUCUGAUGAUCAUAUUUUAACUGGUACCAUAGAAGGGAUUCGUUUGCUAUGUAAACUCAUCGAUCCAAUUAUGGUGAACAUUAUUACGGACGAAUGUGUAUGGGUUAUAUUUUCCCCUUGUCUUAUUAUGAAAUAUCUUGGUUUCGGUAUUGCGACUACGAUUUUGAU
This is a messenger RNA of Rubroshorea leprosula, 1000 nucleotides long. The record is from the annotation of a GenBank genome assembly. Lineage: Eukaryota; Viridiplantae; Streptophyta; Magnoliopsida; Malvales; Dipterocarpaceae.